AUGGACGGCAUCAGCGCCGCGGCAAGCGUGGUGGCUGUAUUCCAGCUUUCCAAACUACUGAUGCAAUCCUGUAUCGAAUACUGCGAAGACUUUAAGAAUGCGAAAGACGAUUUGCGGCGUCUUCGACAAGCAGUGACGGAACUCCGCGACGCCCUCGAAGAUUUGAAAGAUAUCUACGACACAGCGGACACUGUAGAGCUCUCUGCCCUUGCUCGAUUGAUGGAGAAAGAUGGAAUAUUCGCGCAGUGCAAAACUGCAAUGGAAGCUAUCAUGAAGGAGCUCGAUGGCUUUACCGUGUCGAGCAAGGCAUCCUCUGAACAGCUCCGCAAGUGUCUCAAGUGGCCUUUCAACAAAAAGAAGAUGGAUGAGAAGAUUGAGGCUCUACAAAAGCAUCGUAAUGCAAUUCAACUUGCAUUAGCUUCAGACCAACUAUCGGUAACGUUAUCCACUGAGGCCCACGUCCUCGCCAUGCGCGCCGAUACGGUAACACAACAAGCCAUGGAAUUUCGCGAAAAGAUAUUGAGAUGGCUCCCGGGCGCUGAUACAUCCUCGAAUUAUCAGGCGGCUCAAGAACAACACCACAAGGGAACGUGCAGUUGGCUAUUUGGGACGCCGGAGUAUCGUGAGUGGAAAAGUUCACCGCGUACUUUUCUAUGGCUUUAUGGCAUCCCUGGUUGCGGAAAGACUGUUAUGAGUUCUACAGUCAUCCCUGACCUCAAUGGAAAAUACGAGCCUCAGAACAUCCCAAUCGUGACCUACUUUUAUUUCAGCUUUGGUUCGAAAAGAGACGGAACGAACUUCCUUGCGUCUCUCAUACAACAACUGCUAAGCCAGUCGAGAGAUUACCAGUUUCCGGAAGAACUGAGGCAACUAUAUCGUCGAAAACAAGACGGGAACGCAGCUCCCAGCUCGAAAGAUCUGGUCCCAAUUUUGAAAAUCAUAUUGGAGUCAUUCUCACGUAUCGGCUUGGACGUUUUCGUCAUCAUAGAUGGCUUGGACGAGUGCCCUAAAGGCGACACUAGGAAUGCAGUACUUGGGCACCUCAAUUCCGUGGCUGCGUUCGACUGCAAUUGCUUGCACCUUCUUGUAGCAAGUCGACCGGAGCACGAUAUCAAGAAAGCCCUGGAGCCGUUACUCACAUUCAAGCCUCUCUCAAUUGACGAGAUCCACGUUCGAUCUGACGUCGCCUUGUAUGUGCAACACGAGAUUUCUGAUGACCCCAAAUUGAGAAAGUGGGAGGGCAAACUGGCACGGGAAAUUGUGUUAACGUUGGUAGAGAAAUCUAAUGGCAUGUUUCGUUGGGUAUACUGCCAACUCGUCGAACUUCGUAAAUGCAAAUCACCAGCCAAGCUGAAGAAAGCAUUGCAAACGCUUCCACAGACUCUGGACGAAACAUACACCCGAAUUCUAGACAACAUGGAUGAGGAUGACAGAGAAAUUACCCAAAGAGCGUUGGCAUGGCUAGCGUUCAAGUUAGACUCGCAUAAUCUAACUUUAGAGGUACUGGCCGAGGCAGCUGUGGUAGAGACGUCACAAGAUGUGCCCUUUGAUCUGGAUAACCGAUUGCAAGACCCAGAAGGGGAUAUUUGCGAGAUACUUGGAAGCCUAAUUGUGCUCGACCAAAGCGCUGAAAAGAAGACCGUUAUCCGCCUCGCACACUUCAUUGUCAAGGAGUAUCUACUAUCGGAAAGAAGUGUUAAAUACGGCAUUACUGAGCAGUGUGCUCACGCAUGCAUAGCUCGAGCGGGGAUUUCUUAUCUCAGAAGUCUGUGCCGGUUGAUCAAAACCCCCGGAGACUGGAUGAAUCAUAGUUCAUCCUUUCCCCUUUUACCGUACCUAACAAACUACCUCAUGGGCGAUAACCGGCAUAUUGUGCGCGGACAUCAAGAAAGCUGCCCGGGAUUAACAUCACUCUUCAUGGAUCUUUUGCACUCUCCAGAGGUUUACAAGACACUUUUUUAUCCAUCAGACACAAACUACAUAGUUCAUUCAGCCUCCAGCUGGGGCUACACAGAGGUAGUGAGGGCGCUGCUGGAAGAUGGCCAAAAUCCCACCAGAGCUACGCCCAACAACGGGCAAACUGCCUUACAUUGUGCUGCGUCCUUUGCUAAAGAAGACGUAGUAAAGAUUCUGCUCGAAUAUGACGUUCAGAUCGAUGCCAGGAAUGCGGACAGGUACACACCUCUUUGUUCUGGGAACGGAUUGAUUGACAUAGUUCAACUCCUGAUACAGAAAGGACUGAAUGUGAACGAAAAGUCUCCCAAGCGGAAAACUACGCCUCUCUUCUGGGCUAUUACUAGGCACCAAAAAGAGACAGUAAAGUUGCUUCCAGAUCAUGGCGCCGAGACGGAUUGUGAAACCUUAUUGGGAGAAACACUCUUCAUGGCCGCCUGCAGUCAAGUCGAUGUUGAGAUAAUUGCCAUGCUACUCGAACAUGGCGCUUCCCCGAAAAGACUCAUGGAAGAUGGGUCGACGGUCUUGCACAGCCUACGUAACAAUAUGGGAACAGCGUUAACCGUAUAUACGCACUUUCAUCUCGGUUCGCUUAAGUCUACGAUUCGGCUUUUGAUAAAACACGGCGUGGAUGUCCAGGCUAAGAAUGACAAAGGACAAACUGCUUUGGACUUGUUUCGCCGAUGGGAUGAUAAGGCUGUUGUAGAAGACGUGGAGCGGAUCCUGAUUCAGGGAUCGACGGAGGAAGGCCUAGUUAUUGAAGAAUGA
This is a messenger RNA of Mytilinidion resinicola, 2721 nucleotides long. Its product is annotated as ankyrin. The record is from RefSeq and is a predicted model, not a curated record. NCBI's taxonomy places the organism in Eukaryota, Fungi, Ascomycota, Dothideomycetes, Mytilinidiales, Mytilinidiaceae. The transcript is spliced from 5 exons. Gene Ontology annotation, molecular function: protein binding. Gene Ontology annotation, cellular component: cytoplasm; nucleus. The coding region runs from base 1 to 2721 and encodes 906 amino acids.